This is a messenger RNA of Rhinocladiella mackenziei CBS 650.93, 2682 nucleotides long. RefSeq lists its product as uncharacterized. Bases 1 to 2682 code for a protein of 893 amino acids. Lineage: Eukaryota; Fungi; Ascomycota; Eurotiomycetes; Chaetothyriales; Herpotrichiellaceae. The transcript has 2 exons. The record is from RefSeq and is a predicted model, not a curated record.
AUGCCAGAUCCCAUGGACCCCGAAUCUUCUGAUAGUGAUGUCUCCGUCGGAGGAGGAGAUGAAUACAGAUUUGCAAGCCCCCUGACAGCCCCAAUACCUCUACCGCCACCGCCAUCGAAGCAGGCUCUCGAAUCAUCCGACGCCCUUCAAGCCCGUCUGGACGAAUUACAGCGUGUAGAAGAGCACAACUUCAAAAAAUACGAUCUCUUGAAAGCUAAGCGCGCCCGUAAGGACGAGAAGAUUCGUCGGAAGCGCGAAAUUCAAGACAAGAAAUGGGCUGCCAUUAUUGAUGCCCGUCAGCGUCGGGAUGCUCGAAUUGAAGCUCGUCGAAAACGAGAAGAUGCUGCCUUCUCUCAGUUUUUUGAUCAUGAACUCGAGGAGGAAGAGAAUCAUCUCCGUCGUCGCUUGAAGCGUCUCAAACGAGGAUUGCCACCCGAGGAAUCCCCUCAACCAGGUGUCAGAAGUAUAUCCUCAGCAUCAAUGUCACCACCUGGUCCAUCAUUGUCAACACUUCCUCCACCUCCGAAACGUCAUCAAGUCGGCCCGCCCGGUCAACCUGAUGCAAUUAAUCCUUCUCAGUCCCGACCUCCACCAUCAUCCAGCCUCCCAGCGCCUUCCAAAUCAACUGCACCGGGGGCUCCGUAUUCCUCUUACUAUCGAGAUCCUUCUUCCUCCUAUUCGAGACCUUUUCAUCAUUCGUCUUCGUAUUCAACCACACCUAAUACCGCGUCUACCACCACCACCACUACGAACGGUUUAGCACAAUCUUCCCAGCCGCCCACCGAUCGGCCACAAUUGAACCACCUAGGCCGGCCGGCGUCGCCACUCUCGAGAACAAUCCCAAGCACCCAAUCUCCUGCCACGCCAGCAGCAGCAGCAAGCACCAUGCCACCGAGACAAACAUCGUCGAGCUAUGACACACGACCACCACCCACGACCUCUUCAGGGUUUGCCUCGAUAAAUGCGCCACCUACAUCUGGGUUCGCCACAAUCAACCCAAGACAUGCCGUAACACCACCCGCCUCUCAUGCAGGUGUACCACGACCUGGACCUGAAUUGGAAGCAACUAAGGCACCAGGUCACCAGAUUGUCAAUAAAAGUCUGGACAACAAUCGAUUCCAUCCAUACAACAACAGUGCUCCAAAUAGUGGAUCGGCUCCUUCUUCCACCAGUACCACCAAACGCACACCUUCGACGACCCAUCCCUAUCAAAUGUCGGAGGCCUUUGCUAAUAGACAUCACCAUUGCGAACGAGUGGACAGUCUGAAUCGCGGCAUUUGGACUUCCUAUGGCGUUGGAGGGACGCAAGAGAAUCCAACGGGACCCGCCGUGGAAAUGUAUCUACGUUGCAACCACGACGGAUGUUCACGCAUAGAUUGGCGAACUGUCCAUGGUCUGCAAUGCCAUAUUGUGAAAAAUCAUGAUCAACCCAAGGGAACCAUCGGUAGUCUCGACAAAGCAUUGGAAAAAUACGGUGUUCCGGUUAAAGAGGUUGAAGAUUAUGAACGGGAACACGGGAGAGGAACUGCGGGCCAGCUGGCUGAUCCCAAAAACCACAAGAUCAAGAUCAAAACCAAGGAAGUAUUGGCACCUGGUCCUAGUCCGUACGUCAGAAAGAGCACGCCGGGUUCUUAUGGCAUCGAUCCCCAAGCUAGACCGGCCGGUUACAGACCAAGUCCGGCAUCGACUGAAAGUCCCACAAUGUCUGACGGGGUCAAACAUAGUCCAUUGACGGCAAUGACCAAUGGCUUCCAGAAAUUUGCGCCUUCACCAUCAGAUGAUGAUGCGGCCCGAAAGUCAACACCUCAAACGGCAACAUCAUCUCCAGCAAGCGCAUUUACAGCCAUCAGACCAGACUGGCAUCAUUCUAGUGCUUUUUCGCAACAGACGCCAUCAAGGAUUGAACCAGAACCGAAGAGAUUGCAAGGCGAUUUUGGAAUGACAGAUGUGGCAGUGAAAGAACAACCGCCUUCCUCUCGGCCCGAAAUUCCAAAUGGACAAAUGCAGCCAGCACCUCCUUUGCCGGUUGAUCCAAAGACGUCCCGACCAGAAUCAUCCGGCACUCUUUCAGUUGUUGAACCUUCCAUGCCUAUCACAGCUCCAGAAAUUCCGGCUGCUGUGAGAACCGAACCAUCCAAUCCCCAAUCUACAACAUUGCCGCCAAUUCCAAACCACACAAAGACUGAGGAAACGGACAAGACUGAACCAAGGGGAGAUGGACCUGCUCCUGCGCUACAUACUACCCCGGACAAAGAUGGCGAUGUGCACAUGACGGAAAUGACAGAGGAGGUCCUGGAAAGGAAAGCGGAUGAGAAAGUCAAUGGGUUGGAAAGUGAAAAGCUGCCUGCAAACGAAGGUCCUGCUCAAACAGAGGAUACCACCGAAGACCACUCUGAGACAAUUAUUGUUGAUGGCGACGCUGGAAAGGAUGCUAAUGCAUCAGCCGCUAGAAAAUCAUCUAUUCAAUCUCCAGUCAUGACAAAGACCACUCUCCCUCUUACACCUGGAAGCGCUAGACGAUUGAGUCGAAGAUCUAGUCUGGCGAGGAAAUCGGCUGAUGCUGAAGCCGAGAACGAAAAGGACGAAAAAGAUGACAAGGAUGAGAAAAGCGAGAGAGAUAGCGUUAGAAACGAGCCAAGACGAUCGAUUAGUGGACGGUUAUUGCGCAGAGGCCGGGUUUAG